Aspergillus ruber CBS 135680 is the source of this 1125-nucleotide messenger RNA. RefSeq lists its product as uncharacterized. Lineage: Eukaryota; Fungi; Ascomycota; Eurotiomycetes; Eurotiales; Aspergillaceae. The record is from RefSeq and is a predicted model, not a curated record. The annotation marks the transcript as partial. The transcript has 2 exons.
AGUGCUUUUAUCGCGGCAUCCCGACGCAAAGACCGCAGCCUCGAUGCUAGGUUGGAAUCGGCCAAUCGUGCCUCCAUGUUACACAAGAAGCGUACCGGGAAGAGCCUGCACAUCACCAAAGAUAUUGUCGAGAAAGAGGCCAUGUACGAAGAGGUCGACGAGCGGUACCAAGAGAAACGCAUUCGUAUGCUACAGGCUCAGAACAUGCAAAUCGAAGAACAGCUUAAUCGCCAGCUUUUGACUGCAUUGGCUGCUCGCAACCACCGGGGCUCGACAUCACGGGCCACUAGCAUGGCACCGCGGGCCUCGAUUGAUGGGGUGCGCAAGAUGAGUUUGGACUUGUCGAGUGUGCGCUCGUCUUUUUCGGAGGGGAUGCAGACGGGGGCAUUGAACAGUCCUAUGAUUACGGAGAACAGGUACACGAUGUCACCAGAUUAUAAUACUAUCGCGUCUCCGCAGCACACUCAGCCUGAGUGGUAUAAUCAGGUGCCCGCGUAUGUUCAACAGAUGCAGUGGCCUCAACAAUGGACGGGAUUCCAGCCCCAGCAAGAGCAGCCGCACGUCAUGCAGGAUUAUGUCUCUCAGAUGCCAAUGAACGUUGCUGCGACACGGCCAUUCAGAGAUCGAUUUGCAUCUGCUCCAGAGAUUCCAUUGCACGGAAUGCCUACGAAUUCUUUCUCAUUGAUGUCCGCUCCAGCGCCAGUUCAGCAAGAGCAGCCACUGCAACAAUCACAACAUAGCCGCGUACAAUCCGAACCAAACAUGUCGAUGGCGAUGAUGAUGCACAACCUCCAGCAGCAGCAGGCACAAUCUCAGCAGCCAAUUUCCAAACCCGCAUCGCCCAAAACGCAACCCACACCAGACGCCUACUCGUCGCCCAGCACACCACCGCAGUCACCCAAGACGACCAGUGUCGGUGUGGGAACGAUGGGAGUACCGCAACCAGACGUGAAGACAAUAGGCAAAAAUGAUGAUGGGGUUUUAUUUGCACAAGAACUGGACCCAGACUUUGAUGAGUUCAGUCAGUUUGCAUUAGGACUGGGGAAUACCACGGAAAUAUCGGAGCGGGAGCCAUUCGGGUUUGAAGACUUUGUAACCAUGGAUGAUUUUACAGCUGCUGCAUGA